AUUGUAGCCGGAAUAUAGAAGGUGGUAAUAAAUACUACAAUCGAAUGAUCAAUCAUCUUUCUUAUCAAACCCGAUCCCACGUUUCCUAUAUUCCGUAAUCCUUUCCCCCUCUUUUUGAUUGCAGAGCGAAGAUUCUACAUUGGCGGCUAAAAAUGGGAAUAUAUCUCAGUAGUCCUAAAUCUGAAAAACAUUUGGAGGAUGGGGAGAAUGAACAAUUAAGAUUUGGUUUGGCAACAAUGCAAGGAUGGCGUACAUCAAUGGAAGAUGCUCAUGCAGCCUAUCCAAAUCUGGACAGCUCAACUUCUUUCUUUGCUGUAUAUGAUGGGCAUGGAGGUGAUGAAGUUGCUAAAUUUUGUGCAAAGUACCUUCAUGAGCAGUUUCUCAACCAUGAAGCAUAUUCUGCUGGAGACUUAAGCACAUCGAUUCAGAAAUCAUUUCUCAGAAUGGACGAAAUGAUGUGUAGCCUAGGAAGUCGAAAAGAGUUAAUUGGUCUGACACGUGAACUAGAGAGCUUUGAAGAUGUGGUUGAAUGCAUAGACUACCCUGAGAGUGGUGAUGAUGAGGAUCAAACUGCUGAGAACUCUCCUAAAGAGGAAGUUGUCCCUGUUUAUAAGGGGCCAAAUUCAGGCUGCACUGCUUGUGUUGCCAUCAUUCGAGACAAACAACUUAUAGUUGCAAAUGCAGGUGAUUCUCGUUGUGUCCUAUCCAGGAAGAAUCAGGCACAUGAUUUGUCAAGAGAUCACAAGCCUGAUCUUGAAGCUGAAAAAGAAAGAAUACUGAAAGCUGGUGGUUAUGUUCAGUGUGGACGGGUUAAUGGGAGUCUGAAUUUGGCAAGAGCAAUAGGAGAUGUGGAACUAAAACAAAACAAAUCCUUGCCCGCAGAAAAGCAAAUUGUGACCGCUAAUCCUGACAUAAAAUCGGUUGAGCUUUGUGAAGAUGAUGAUUUUCUUGUUGUGGCUUGCGAUGGGAUAUGGGAUUGCAUGUCAAGCCAGCAACUUGUAGACUUUGUGCUGGAAAAUUUAAAAGAUGCCAGUGAAAACAAGUUGUCAUCGGUCUGCCAAAAAGUUCUCGACAGGUGUUUGGCACCAUCGUCUGGCGAAGAAGGGUCCGACAACAUGACAAUGAUCUUGGUUCAGUUCAAGAAGAAAAGUGCGGGGUUGGAUGAUGUCUCAACCACCAAGGAGGACCAGCAGCAGCAGCAGUCUGCUGCACCCUCCUCUCUUCUGCAAUCUGAAUGUAGCAGCAGCCUUGUUGCAAAAACUGAUUCUGUCUCUAACUAAUGCCAACACUUUAUUUUUUUAUACAUUAAUCCUACAUAUAUAUAUUGUGAUUUGCCUUAUGGAACCUGAUUGCAAUAGAAGUUAAUGACUUGGAAAGUUUUCUUGUAAAGCUUUUUUGGAACCAUAGUAUCAGAAUAUGAGGUUAUAGUCAUCGGUCAUAGUGCUUUUCUUUUUUAUAACUCAUCAGACAUUAUACGUACGCCAAUUAUUGUCGUUGUUUUUUGCUUUUUCUGUUCACAUGUUGAGAACUGAUGUCUCAUUUUGUAAAUGAAGGACCCGUACAAACUUGGAACAUGUGGUUUGACACUUUGACUUGAUCAAACCAAUAAAUUACACAUUUGGUAAAUUAAGGGUUGAUUUAGCA
Messenger RNA from Cuscuta epithymum, 1644 nucleotides. The record is from the annotation of a GenBank genome assembly. Lineage: Eukaryota; Viridiplantae; Streptophyta; Magnoliopsida; Solanales; Convolvulaceae.